AUGGCUUCAAAAUCAGCACCCCUAAUAGCGCCUCUCCUGCGCCGAGCUUUCGUCCCACGAAACAUUCCCCGCCCGUUCUCUCUCCGCAACAGCUCGCAACCCGCCUCAUCACAGCUUCGUUUCGCCCACGCCAUCCCCCGUCCUCCCCGCAAGCUCCCGCAAAAAGAACCCGCCACCACAGAUUCUCCCGCAAGCGAAAGCGACCGACCAGAGCUCAAGGGCCCGGCAUUCUACCAGCUCUCCUUCACUUGCGUGCCCUGCGGCCAUCGCUCGCACCACAACGUCUCUAAGCAGGGAUAUCAUCAUGGCUCUACGCUGAUUACAUGCCCGAGCUGUCGCAAUAGACAUGUGAUAAGCGACCACUUGAACAUCUUUGGCGACCGGAAAAUCACUGUCGAGGACUUGAUGAGGGAAAAGGGCCAGCUGGUCAAGAGGGGUUCCUUGGGCGAGGACGGAGACAUUGAAUUCUGGCCUGAGGAAGUGGUGCCAGAGGACUUGGCAGAGGAUGCAAGCAAAAAUACAAAGGGAUCAGCAUAA
This is a messenger RNA of Trichoderma breve, 537 nucleotides long. RefSeq names its product DNL zinc finger domain-containing protein. Gene Ontology annotation, cellular component: mitochondrion. The record is from RefSeq and is a predicted model, not a curated record. Gene Ontology annotation, molecular function: zinc ion binding; protein-folding chaperone binding. Bases 1 to 537 code for a protein of 178 amino acids. Lineage: Eukaryota; Fungi; Ascomycota; Sordariomycetes; Hypocreales; Hypocreaceae. The transcript has a single exon. Gene Ontology annotation, biological process: protein stabilization; protein folding; protein import into mitochondrial matrix.